Molecule: messenger RNA, 906 nt
Organism: Sebastes umbrosus (honeycomb rockfish)
Lineage: Eukaryota; Metazoa; Chordata; Actinopteri; Perciformes; Sebastidae
Exons: 3
Coding region: 123-494 (123 amino acids)
Source: RefSeq, a predicted model, not a curated record
CCAUGCUCGAGGGAUUAGCUAUUUAAAGUUCAGUCGCUCCGCGCCACAGAAACCUUUCCAUACUGCCAAUAAGGACGCACACAGUUGAGGACGCGCAGAAAACAGCAGAAAAACACAUUUGAAUGACAAGAAAAAACGCAGAUGAAGUGAGGAUAGUCGUGUUGCUGCUGGGAAUUAUCAAGAUUAUCCAUUUUUUACUGCCUGUCUGCAAGUUUAUUUCACCAGACAACGCUGCCAUGGGUGUGAAGAUGCUGCAGUGUUUUCCUUUCUACAGACGCUGUAAAGAACGCUGCAAGAGCAGGCAGUGCCCCCCAGCGGCAGUUCCCAUCGAGGAGAUGAAGCCCCGUCUGUGCUCCACCACAUCCUGGGGUAGCGACAGUGAAGGAGCAGGAAGCCUGAGUCGGGGCUCCCAGAUAUAUUUCUCCACCAAGGCCAGGCUGUCUUUUAGACACCAGCUGGACAGCAACAUCAACGCAGUGGACGCCACCUACUGAGGAGGGCUGCAGAGGAGAUAAAGAGACUCCUGUAUCUAAGUUACCUGGGAGCCUGAUCGCUGAGCUAGUGCAUCCAUCGUCACCUUUAGAUGUGAUCAACAGCAGAUGUGCACAGCCACAGUUCGCUUUUUAACCCCUCGCUGCACAUAAAGAACUCUCGAUGAUUAAUCAGAUUCAACAAGGGGUCGUGGAAGACAGACCGAAACAGACUUGGUUUUCAAUCUCUGUGCAUUAACAUGUCAUGAGACGAAACUCUAAAAGGAGCGGAUCCACUGCCCAAACGGACCCAAUACUGAUGAGAGAGAGAAGACAACAUAGAGACUUGUUUACAGCAUUCAUAACCAAAAAGUGCAUAACUUUUUCUUUUUUUUUUUUUUUUUUACUGAGUUUCUUUUUUUGACUAAUUUUGUGG